GUCCCUCCUUCUCCUCCUCUCUCCGCUGAGUUUCAUGUGUCUAGUCAUCAGAUCUGCACCCACACAGAACAGAUUUAUCAAAAAUUGGAAUACAUCAUCACCUCCCAGCUCCUUAAAACCUCAAUCCAAUGUCUCUCAUUGAGUCCCUCGUUUCAUCCACCUUCUUUAUUCCUGUCUAGUCUGCUAUCAACCCCUGUCGUGUUUGUAGACAUCCGUUAAUUCCCAGUCUCCGCUCUUCGGAAAUGACCCCCUGUCACUUGAUUUUCUUGUACAUCAGGCUCGUUUUAAGUCACAGAAUGCUGUAAUCCACUACCAUCUCCUGUUCCUUUUUUUAAAAGCUUUCUAUAAAUACUCUUCUCUGCGUUUUUCUUAUUCUGUUAUUACUAUUAUUAUUAUUUUAGCUUUAGCCGUUUCUACUUGUUUCACUUUGUCUCUGGACGUUUUCUUUUGGUUGUUGUAAAGUGUUGUGGCUGCCAUGUGGUCCAACUUUUUUUUGCAACAGGAAGAGGAUGGAAGAGGUGGCAUGGGGGCGUUGGGUGGAGCUGGCAGUAAAAGUGGGCGCACAGGUAAACGGGCGAGGCCCCCCCGAAUGAGUGACAGUCAGGAGGGCAAGAUCAAGCUGGUGUUUUUUUUGGUCCUCAUUGGAGUGACGCUGACGGUACUUGGCAUGGGCACGGAGUUCUGGGUGGAGCUUUCCCAGCCAAAACACUUCAGGAACAACCACACGUGUGAGAUGGCGCAUUACGGCCUGUGGAAAUCUUGCGUUCGCACGCUGUGGGUGUCAGAUAUUGACCCGGAGAGGGAGAGCUGUGGACCUGCAGAGCUACCUGGAGAAUCCAACUGCACAUACUUCAAAUUCUACACUUCUGGCGAGAAUGCUGUCAUAUUUAAGAAAACCACACAAAAAAGUUUGCAUAUAGCAGGUGCGAUGCUGGCUCUGCUCAGUUUGUUUAUGAUGGUCAUGGGCUCGGUGUGUAUCACUAUGUCAAUCAGUAAGAGUGUGCCCUUCUUCCUCAAGCCUGCUACCAUCUGCUUCGUCUUCUCAGGUAUCCUUGUCCUGUUGUCCAUCAUAGUUUUCCACCAGUCUGUCCUGGCGCUAUUGGCAAGCGAUCACAGUAUCCCUCUCCAUCACGAGUUGUCCUGGUCAGUGGCGUGUGUUGGCUCGUCUGGGGCCAUUCUCAUUUUCGGAGGCCUUAUUUUCCUGUUGCUUUCCCUCCCCUACAACCCCCUGGAGAAAUGUUUUCGUCAGCAGAGCAGUAGCGAUGCCUAGCUGUCAGUGAGCUAAGUAGCACAUGAUCUUUUAUACUCUUAUGCGGAGAUUAUCUGAUGUUAUUAAGGACUCUCAAAAGUUAAUGAUCUGCCGUAUCCUGCAUUAGAAUUGCUCAUUAGUAACAUUAUAGACCUUAAUGCACAUGCUUACACCGACUCUGAAAUUUGAGCUGAUCUUUCUACGGUGGCUCUGUACAUAAAAUCAGUGACCAACAGAUCUGUUUACUGUCUUUAACGGCUUAAUUUACACAACAUGCUGUGCUUUUAUGCGUUGUCCAUUUAUUUGCAUUGCUGAUUUGUAUAAAAAGAAAGCGGAUUUGAUGACUUGGCUUGUAAAACUGACUGAAGGCCUCUAAAAAAAAUUUUUUGUUUCUGAAAAUAAAAAAAAAAUAAGGUCACACUUUAUUUUAAUGGUCUGUUUGUUGAAUUUAAGUUACAUUGCAUCCUCAUGCCAACUAAUUCUCGUUAGAUUGUAAGUAGACUGUUAGGUUGGGGUUGGGGUUAGGGUUAGUGUAAGUUAACAUGUACUAGCAAAAUUUCUUAUAGUCAGUUAAAUGUCUGUUGAAGGAGCAGUCUCAACAGAUAUUAAGCAGACAGUCUACUAAUACUCAAAUAGACCAUCAAAAUAAAGUGUUACCAAAAAUAACUUCUAGGCUAAAGGUUUGUUCACACUAAGAAUGAAUAACUAUUAAAAAUAACCACACAAAAUUGUCCACACAAGUGCACAAUAGCAUUGUUUAUCAUAUUUAUCAUAGAUUAGCAUGCUGGAGUUGCAUUAAAUUUUCAUUCUCAAGAAGUUGGAUAGAUGUUGAUUGGCAGUUGAUGUUUUAUCACUCAUCAGCUGAAAAAAAAAGCAUUAUAGCAAUUAAUUUUUACAGUUUUGUUUUGUUGCGUUGUUAUAAUUGUGAUUUAAUUGCGGAUUUUAGUUUUUACAGUUCUUGGCCUUAAAUCCUGUCUACAACAAGAACAAUAACUACAACAACAGCUGCAGUGUCCACAGAAAUAUGCAAAGUGCAAUGUGCCUCUUUUAUUCUCCACUUUAUGCUGCAGCACUUAAAGGUUAAGUGAAUUCUGAUUGGCUGUCAAAAGCCUUGAAAUUAACAUAUGGCGCAGGACCUCGGAAUGUCAGUGUUGUUGACAAAUUUCCUUCUUUAUGUUACGUUGCUAGCUUAAAAAUAAUUAAUAAUAGAAAAUCUAAAAAAAUAAUGGGUAUCAUGGUGGCUUAAUGGUUAGCACUGUCGCCUCACAGCAAGAAGGUCACUGGUUUGAGUCCCAACUGGGCCAGUUGGUAUUUCAGUGUGGAGUUUGUAUGUUCACCCCAUGUUGAUGUGGGUUUCCUCCGGGUGCUCCGUUUCCCUCACAGUCCAAAGACAUGUGCUAUAGGUGGUGAAUAAACUAAAUUGGCCAUAGUGUAUGAGUGUGUGUGUGUGUGUGAUUGAGUAUAUGGGUGUUUCCCAGUACAGGGUUGCGACUGGAAGUGCAUCAGCUGUGUAAAACAUAUGCUGAAAUAGUUGGGAGUUCAUUCCGCUGUGGCAACCCCUGAUAAAUAAGCAACCCAGGCUAAUUCUGAAAAUGUAGACCCGUGGAUAUUUCUGGAGGCCGCGAAAUACGUCCCGGGAGGUAUUUUCGUAUCUCGAAUGUCUCUCAUGAGUGCCGUUUGCGCCUGCGCUGUUCUCGCGUAAACCCACCAGAGGCCGCUGUCGUUUGACAGUCCGUCUGACUGAAUGAAUGAUUGACUGGGCGAUCGGCCAAUCGACUGACCCACCCUCCUCCUUCCCUAAACCCCACCCAUUUUACAGAUUGACCCGCCAACCCAAUUACUUUCCUAAACCAAACCGACGAUUUACAAAAGCCGUCCAGAAAAAGAAAAGCCCUCGUCUGAUUUUUACCACAUUUUCCGAUUUUCACUGCAUUCUCAACCCUGUUUAUUCACUCGUUUAUUGUAUUUUUUUGGAUUCUGUUUUUGUCUUAGCUGAUUUCUGGAACCGCUCUUCCCCAGACUCAAACCCAGUCGCUGUCGUCGUGCUUCUCUCUGUGUCUCAAGUCUGCCGACGUACACGUCGAGCUGACUUUACAAGCUGGUUGCGGCGGGAAAGCCUGUAAAGCUGUAAAACACUGCAAAGUCUUAUAGAACCCUUAUUAACAUUAUAAAAGUGUAAAACAGUGUGUUUUUGAUCUUUUGUUGUUUGAUUAAUAGCUGCCAUUACUUUAACAGCUAAUGCACAAACCCAGUACACUGAUACUUCUGUAUGUACUAAUGCCUUGUUUCCACUGAGCAGGGCACUUAAGUAUUAUACAAUAUGGUUCGAUACUAGUCACCCAGAUCAGGCUGGUGUUUCCACUUCUAAUAGUACCCUUACUUGGUAGAUGUGGUAAAUGCCAGAAUUUUCGCUCGAAGAAGAAAGCUAUAGGGCCGUUCACAUAUUGCUUCUUGUGUGCACUCCAGUUUAUAAUUUUGAAUGUAGAAGUUCAGUAAAGAGUCGUAAAUAAAGGAAGCUGCACUUCUCAGGAUUUUUCACGUUUAGGGGCCGAUCACAUUAGGGUUGGGUCAAUAGACAAUACCAUCGUCCAUCGCCGAUGGCCAAUAGACAUCACGAUGCUGAGCCAGCAUUGUGAUCCUCUGCCCCGCGCCCGUUGCAGCAGCAACCUGCUCAUGAAAAAUACACACUUAGGCCCCGUUUACACUAAUACAUAUUAGUUUUAAAAUGGCAUGUUAGGACGAAAACUAUCCACGUCCACACUGGCAUUUCAUCUAGCAUUUCUUAAAAGCCCUCCUUCUACACUAUACCACUAAAAAUGCACAUCACGUGACCACAAACAAACACACACACUCACACACACAGGCAUGCGCUGCAGCAUAUGCGCACGUUUGAGCUCCACGCAGUAAGCGGGUGCUUUGAGCACAAAACCCCAAAGAGCAGUGCAUGUCGGACAGUUUAUAAAGGAUGUACAGCUUGAUUGUGUCUCACUAUAGUUGUUAAAGGUGAUAUUUAAUUAAUCUUGUCUCUAUGUAACGACUCUUUGGUCCUUUGAAUCUAUGAGGUAACGUGUCACAGCGUCUGUACACUGCUUCAAUCUUUCGCUUUCACGCUUGUACUUAGUAAUUUUAGCGAAAAACUCAGAUACUGUUGGUUGGUUUCUGUUGGUUGUGCACCUUUUUUACCAACCAAGUUUGUCGACGCCAUUAUAACAACACAGAUAACUCUGCCUAUUCAUGCCAGAGUCCCACGGAACUAGACAGUCCCGCGAUUGACAAGUGGUAAUUUGUGUGUAACUUAUCUUUAUUUAUUUAUGAUUUGGAUAUGUGUAAAACAAAGACCAUGCGGGUCAGGUAGUUGAAACGGUAGGCUACAAAGAAUUAAUUUGUUAUGAAUCAAUUAAUUAUUCAUAAAUUGUCCAUCGUGAUGUUUCACAUUAGCUAUCGUCCGAUGCCAAAUUGGUCGACAUCGCCCAACCCUAGUACACAUCAUGUCUUUUGUGCGUGCAAGUUUGUUAUUUUGAAUGGAUGCACGCAGAUUGUGCGCACAUAUUGGGAGUGACACCUUCGCACUUUUCAGGUGCACCUUGUCAAAAAUAUCUUAAUUUUUCAAAAUCCCCCGCACAGCUACUGAUCAGCUUCAUACUUUGUAUGGAAUAUACACAUUUGGGUAAACUAAUUACUUCAGACAAACACACCCAAACAAUGCAGUGCGUUUUAAUUUUCUCCAUAAAUUAUAAUAAUAAAACUUGUAUCAUCCUCUAAGAAAAUGGUUGAUGGUUGCCUAGCAAUGACAAAUGACAAAACAGCACGAGCGCUAAAACGUGUUGAAAAUGGUGAAGGAAGCGACGUGCUCGCACUUUCCGCAUGCUUUUAGACGUGAUAUGUGAACGGCCCCUCACAUAGACGCGAUUUGUGAACAGCCUCGUAAAUAACAUUGGAGGACAUCCAGCAGACCCUGUUCUUGUUUUUUGGUAUGUGGCUGUUUGUCAUAAGAUGACAACAAGCUUUGUUUGUGCUCGAGUCGACCUUUGCUGCACAGAGUUUUUGUAAUAUUACUGUUUCACAUUUUGGCUGUUUUUUUAAAAGUGAAGCUUCCUGUGUUGUCAUUCCUUUACAACCUCUGCUGAUGAUUCUUUGUAAACCAAUAGUGCCCAGCAGAGUCUAGAGUCUAGAUUCAUUUUUGGUACCAUACUGUUGUGCUAGUUACACCUAGGAAAGUGCCAAAAAAUGUGAAAGUGGUAAAGGAAAGAAAUGUGGACUGUAAUGUGCUGUACAGCAGUGGUCCUCAACCACCGAGCCGUGGACCGGUACCGGUCUUGUGGAUCAAUUGGUACCGGGCCACAAAAUAAAUCAUUCAUUAUUUCCGUUUUAUUUAUUAUCUGAGCCUGAACAAUCUUUUAUUUUAAAAAAAGUUUUAUUUUGGAAAAGUACUGUAUUCUCGUCACUUGAACACCCAAAUUUAACUCACAAGCUGCAAAUUGAGUAAGAAACAGACGUCUUUGGAAAGUUUCUUUGCGGUAAAAUUGUUAAGCAUUGACCGGUCCAUGGUGACAACAAGAUUGGGGACCGAUAAUCACACCUGAAUCCGCUCAGUGAAAGCAGACCAUACACCAUUAACAAUUUCCUGUAGAAUCUACAGUAACUUACUGACAGCAGUUCCCCAGUAACUUCACUUUAAAUCAAUUACAGCAAAAAUACUGUAUUUACAUUUGAAAUAUUUGGGCUGAAAGAUUUAACAUAUUUAGUUUCGAUUUCCAAUAUUUUUUGUUUGUGUUGUUAUCAGAUGUAAUUUGGACUUUUCAUCUACUAAGAAUUAGAAGGAUUAUUACAACUUUUAGCUAUAGUUUUCAUUCUUGGUGUGAACAAACCUUAAGAAAGAUUAGUAAAAGUUUUACAUUUAUCAUUAUAGUUAUCAUUCUUAACAUAUAAGAAGUUUAACAAGGUGUAUCGCUUUUCCUGGCUAAAAUACUACCUUACCAAGUGGAUUUAUGCUGGUUAGUGGUGGCUUGCGAACAUCAUAAUAAUAAUAUGCUUAAUUAGCUAUGUUUCCAUCCACCUAUUUAAUGCACAUUUUAAAACAUCACAUAAAAGAAUCCUUAUUGUUUAUGCCAAGAUGUACAUGAGUUUGAAAAUGUGCAUAAAAAACUAAAGGAUAAACUUUUUAACUUGUAAGGAAAAAUGGAAACACAUUUACUGAAAAAUUUCUAGAAUGUGCUUCAAAGUCAGGUGAUUUUGUUUUAUCAUUUAAUGUGAUAACAAAAAUGGGCAUGAUGGGAUGGCGUUAAAGUAGUGUUUCCUUGGGAUGCUCCAAUCGAUCAGCCAAAGAUCGGUAUCGGCCGAUAAUCAUAUUUUAUGACUCGAUCGGUACUCGCCAAUCUGGCCGAUCUCAUGAACCGAUCGCAGAUGUUUGUUUACAGAUUUACAGACAGAGGAACAUGCAUUCUGUGUUUUUUUUUUCAAUAUUACAAGUUAACUAAAACCUGGCAGAAAAUUUUUAUGAUAUAAAAAAAGUUAAAAUAAUUUUUAAAAACUUGAAUAUUUAAUAAUAUAUAUAUAUAAUAUAAUAAUUUUGUUAUAUUUUAUUUCAAUAAAUAAAUAUGACAUAAUAAUAAAAUCGGCUGCAAAAAUCCUGAUCGGAGCAUCCCUAGCCUUGUGGAACAGGGCUGGGAAACACUUCAUUAAUGGACAAACCAACAGGCUGACCACAUUCUAGAACAUCUGAAAUGUUGUUUUGGUCAAUCUAAAAGUCUGUAAACAAAGUGUUUUAGUAUUAUUACCUCCCAAAACUUUCUUCAGCUCCUGCACUCUUAAAGAGCGGCCUCAUGCCUUCAAUAUCUAAAAUGGUGCGGCUCAUCUCAUCUCAUUUUCGUCCGCUUUUCUGGGGCCGGGUCACGGGUGUAGCAGUGCUAGGAGAGAACCCCAGACUUCCCUCACCCCAGACACUUCCUCCAGCUCCUCGGGGGUGUUCCCAAGGUGUUCCCAGGCCAGCUGAGAGACAUAGUCCCUCCGGCGUGUCCUGGGUUUUCCCCGAGGCCUCCUCUUGGUGGGACAUGCCUGGAAAACCUCCCUAGUAAGGCAUCCAGAAGGCAACCGAAACAGAUGCCCGAACCACCUCAGCUGACUUCUCUCUAUGUGGAGGAGCAGCGGCUCUACUCUGAGCUCCUCCCCAGGUGUCAGAGCUUCUCACCUUAUCUAUAAGGGUGUGCCCUGCCACCCUGCGAAGGAAAUGCCUUUCAGCCGCUUGUAUCCGAGAUCUUGUCCUUUCGGUUAUGACCCAAAGCUCAUGACCAUAGGUGAGAGUAGGAACGUAGAUUGACCGGUAAAUUUGCCUUUCGGCUCAGCUCCUUCUUUACCACAAGGGACCGAUACAUAGACUGCAUUACUGCUGCCGCUGCACCAAUUCACCUGUCAAUCUCACGUUUCAUCCUUCCCUCACUCAUGAACAAAACCCCAAGAUACUUGAACUCCUCCACCUGUGGUAAGGACUUUCCUCCAACCUGGAGAUGGCAAACCACCUUUUUCCAGUUGAGCACUAUGGCCUCGGACCUGGAGGUGCUGAUUCUCAUCCCAGCUGCGUCACACUUGGCAGCAAACCGCCCCAGUGUAUGCUUAAGUCUAUGUUCGAUGAAGCCAACAGAACAACAUUGUCUGCGAAUAACAGAGAUGAAAUCCUGUGAUCGCUGAACCGGACCCCCUCCAGCCCAAGGCUGUGCCUUGAAAUUCUGUCCAUAAAAAUUAUGAGCAGAAUUGGUGACAAAGGGGCAGCCCUGCCGGAGUCCAACAUGCACUGGAAACAAGUCUGUCUUUUUGCUGGCAAUGCUAACCAAACUCCUACUAUGCUCAUACAAAAUGGUGCCUUAUUCGCAAAUGUUUAUUCCAGUUUUGUGCAUGAAUCUAAUUUGCAUCAUUGGAUGGAAACAAGCUAUUGUUACUAUUACUAUUACUAUUAGUUACUAUUGUUACUAAGCUGUUUUUAUUGGAAACAUAAGCUAUAAGUUAAGUUUAGUUAAGCUAAUUUAUAAGCCAACUGGGGGCAUCAGCAUACCUGGUGACCAGGCACAGUGAUCACUUUUAGACGUGUUAAAAGUAUUUUUUGAACAACUUAUGUAUUGUUUUGGUUUAAUAUUAAUCUGUGUAUUUAUGCAUUAAAAAUCCAAAUAUAUCCAUUAUAUACUGAUAUUUUCUGCUAGGUUUUGUGAGCAGCAGACUCGAUACAAAAAAAUCUUAAACAUCAUUAUUUAUUUACGUAUAAAACUACACCACAUUAACUUACUGCUUCAUUUGAAAUGGACGCAUUUCUAUUGUGUGUAGUGGAUAAAUUGGAACAUACAGACCCAUCAUUGAGCAAUUUUUCAAUGUAAAUAGUGUUUAUAUUGUACUCCAGUAGACAUGAGACUCCUUAGACACCUUUCAUUUGCUAAACUUUCUUCCUCUCCUUCUUUCUUCUACCUGUUCUUCAUUUGAUUGUUUGUCACUCUCUUUUCAUCAUGUCAACUAGAUUUACUUGAGGAAUAAAUCUCUUUCACCUCA
Danio aesculapii is the source of this 8779-nucleotide messenger RNA. It is a transcript of the gene cacng6b, whose product is annotated as calcium channel, voltage-dependent, gamma subunit 6b. Gene Ontology annotation, cellular component: L-type voltage-gated calcium channel complex; membrane. The transcript is spliced from 5 exons. Lineage: Eukaryota; Metazoa; Chordata; Actinopteri; Cypriniformes; Danionidae. The record is from RefSeq and is a predicted model, not a curated record. Gene Ontology annotation, molecular function: calcium channel regulator activity; voltage-gated calcium channel activity. Gene Ontology annotation, biological process: regulation of calcium ion transmembrane transport via high voltage-gated calcium channel; calcium ion transmembrane transport. The coding region runs from base 476 to 1270 and encodes 264 amino acids.